Molecule: messenger RNA, 399 nt
Organism: Penaeus monodon (black tiger shrimp)
Lineage: Eukaryota; Metazoa; Arthropoda; Malacostraca; Decapoda; Penaeidae
Product: proteoglycan Cow-like
Exons: 4
Coding region: 1-399 (132 amino acids)
Source: RefSeq, a predicted model, not a curated record
AUGCUGGGUCACCUGGACGGGACAGCGAGGGGCCGACUGAGCGUGAAGGAACUGUACCAGCUGGAGCCGAUGACCACGAGCGAUGCAUCAAGCCCUUCAUUGACCGUGCGAUCUUGGGGAUAUUUUCUUGUCUGCCCGAGAGUGGUGCAAAUGCUUCGACAAGUCAGAGCGCCCUUGUGCCGCCCUGCGCAAAGCCAGCAAAGGGGCCUGCUAGGCGGCUACAUUCCCGAGUGCGACAGCGAGGGCUACUAUCAGCCGACGCAGUCCCACGCGGGGGCGGGAUGCGAUAUGAACAGCCAAGAGGUGAGCAGCAACCACGUAGACGACGACGCAGAAGAUGGGGACGGGCGAGACAUGGACGCCGUGGAGGGCAGGCCCGACAUGCCCCUGGACAUCUAA